Molecule: messenger RNA, 330 nt
Organism: Prunus armeniaca (apricot)
Lineage: Eukaryota; Viridiplantae; Streptophyta; Magnoliopsida; Rosales; Rosaceae
Source: the annotation of a GenBank genome assembly
AUGGUCCAAAUGUUUUUGCCCUUUUUCCGCCAAAUUUCGAAUAAUGGGAGUUUGAUUGUGCAGAAGUGGAGAUUUGGGAGCUGGCUUGAUGGGUUGAUUAACGGUAUGUGUGGCUUACACUCGAAGAGCCUGAACCUGGCUCACUGUUGUCAAGCUAACGCAUUCGGAUAUUCCCGAGGAAGACAGAUAUUGGAAUGCAACUGUGGUGGAGAAUACAGAGAGAGUUUGGCGGGAUCUUUUUUUCCAGAGGAUACGGGCAUGUUUUUGGUUUUGGAAUUUGACAUAGGGUUUCUCUUGAAAGUGCAGAAUUUGAUGAUUUUGAAUGCAUAA